Messenger RNA from Lycium barbarum (goji berry), 1376 nucleotides. RefSeq names its product premnaspirodiene oxygenase-like. The coding region runs from base 178 to 1260 and encodes 360 amino acids. The transcript is spliced from 2 exons. Lineage: Eukaryota; Viridiplantae; Streptophyta; Magnoliopsida; Solanales; Solanaceae. Gene Ontology annotation, molecular function: monooxygenase activity; heme binding; iron ion binding. The record is from RefSeq and is a predicted model, not a curated record.
UUCAUCGCCACAAAUGGCAAAGUAUUAAAAACUCAUGACCUUGUUUUUGCAACGAGGCCAAAACUUGUCGUGGCCGACAUCGUCCACUACGGUAGUACGGACAUAGCGUUUUCGCCUUAUGGUGAAUACUAGAGACAAAUUCGUAAAAUUUGCAUACUCGAACUCCUGAGUGCUAAGAUGGCUAAAUUUUUUAGCUUGAUUCGUCAAGAUGAGCUAUCAAAGAUGGUUUCUUCUAUACGAACGAUGCCAGAUAUUCCAGUCAACAUUACGGACAAAAAAUUUUGGUUUACGAGAUCGGUAACUUGUAGAUUAGCUUUGGGAAAAAUAUGUCGCGACCAAGAUAAAUUGAUAAUUUUCAUGAGGGAAAUAAUAUCGUUGGCAGGUGGAUUUAGUGUUGCUGAUUUUUUCCCUACGUGGAAAAUGCUACAUGACGUUGGUGGUUCGAAAUCGAGACUUGUGAAGGCACAUCGUAAGAUUGAUGAAAUUUUGAAAAAAGUAGUGAAUGAGCACAAACAAAAUCGGGCAGAUGGCCAAAAGGGUAAUGGUGAAUUUUGUGGGGAGGAUUUGAUUGAUGUUUUGCUAAGAGUUAGAGAAAGUGGAGAAGUUCAAAUUCCUAUAACGGAUGACAAUAUCAAAUCAAUAUUAGUCGACAUGUUCUCUGCUGGAUCUGAAACAUCCUCAACAACUAUAAUCUGGGCAUUAUCUGAAAUGAUGAAGAAACCAAGUGUCUUAGCAAAGGCACAAGCUGAAGUGAGACAAGCCUUGAAGGAGAAGAAAGGUUUUCAACAAAUUGAUCUUGAUGAGUUAAAGUACUUGAAGUUAGUAAUCAAAGAAACUUUAAGGAUGCACCCUCCAAUUCCUCUGUUAGUCCCUAGAGAAUGUACGGAGGAUACAAACAUUGAGGGGUACAAUAUAUCUUCCAAAACUCGAGUCAUAGUUAAUGCAUGGGCAAUUGGACGAGAUCCUCAAAGUUGGGAUGACCCUGAAAGCUUUUCGCCAGAGAGGUUCGAGAAUAGUUCUAUUGACUUUCUUGGAAAUCAUCAUCAAUUUAUUCCGUUCGGUGCAGGAAGACGGAUUUGUCCGGGAAUGUUAUUUGGUUUAGCCAAUGUUGGACAACCUUUAGCUCAAUUGCUUUAUCACUUCGAUUGGAAACUCCCUAAUGGACAAAGUCAUGAAAAUUUGGACAUGAUAGAGUCACCUGGAAUUUCUGCAACAAGAAAGGAUGAUCUUGUUUUGAUUGCCACUCCUUAUAAUCCUUGAAUUUAUUGAGAUGUUGUAGAAAUAAAAAGCAGGGUAAAAUCAGAAAUUGGCUACUGCUUCUAGGUCAUUUUUAUUUGAGAAAAACUUAAAGUUUCGACCUAUAGUAUCUGCUAGAG